Molecule: messenger RNA, 339 nt
Organism: Acaulospora morrowiae
Lineage: Eukaryota; Fungi; Glomeromycota; Glomeromycetes; Diversisporales; Acaulosporaceae
Source: the annotation of a GenBank genome assembly
AUGAAGGUAUUGUUACUCCAAAUGCUAACCAAAGCCAACAAGCUGCUUAACAAGAAAGAUAAGAUAAACAUCACCUUCCUACUAGCCUUUAAACUUAAAUUGUUAAGUGAAACACUGCCAUCAAGACAGCUAUUGCAUAAUUGCUAUCCAAGUAUUUACAUCGAUAAUAUCUGCCUCAAAUGUCUCACAGCAGUGGAAACUCAAAGUCAUAUCUUUGAUUGUUAUAAAAAUAUUGCAGCAUACAACAAAAUCAAAAACAAGCUAAAAGCAAGUAUAACAAAGCUCGCAAGAAAAAACAAUGCCAAAAAGAACCCAUCAGAUAUCGAAAGCAAAAUAUAG